GUAACGCCCUUCCAGAAACCAUACCGAUUGGUGCGUUGUGACAGACUGUUGUCUUCUGAAUGGAUCUUUUACCUGUUGAUCAAUUGUGUCUUUUUUAUUUUAUCUCGAGGGAGGGUUGUUUAGUGUAUGAUUCGUUAUUCAGGACGAGUUUGGAUAUGCAUUUGGACUUUUAAGUUCGCUACCCAAUAAUCUAAAGUCUACAGGCUGUGGAGUGGGCGGCUAGUUUGGACGAAUUGAGGAAUCCGGUGGGCGUGCUCACAGAUGUAGUGUUUCCUGAUCGCUCUGUUAUUUUUUUAAGUUUAGAUAUGGAAGGGAUACUGUACAAAUGGACAAAUUAUUUAAAUGGCUGGCAGCCUCGUUGGUUUGUUCUCCAUGGAGGUACACUGUCCUACUACAGCUCACAGGAGGACUCGUGGAAAGGCUGUAAAGGCAGUAUUAAAAUAGCAGUAUGUGAAAUAGAAGUUCAUACUAGAGAUAACACUCGAAUGGAUCUGACUAUUCCCAGACAGCAACACUUCUAUCUGAGAGCUAUAAAUGCGGAAGAGAGGCAAAAGUGGCUGGUUGCUCUGGGAUCAGCCAAAGCAUGUCUGAUGGACAGAAGAAUGAAGAAAGAAAAAGAGUACAUUGAAAAUACGGAGACUCUGAAGAACAAGAUGUCAGAACUAAAAACUUAUUGUGACUGCCUUAUUCAGCAUGCAAACAAAAUGUCUGAGAGUGCAGCUGCUGGAACUUUGUAUGCUGAGGAAAAAAUUGAUGCAAAAUCUCUACUUAAGUCAACAUGCAAAGCUUUCCUUAAGACCCUUGAAGAAUGUAUGCUGAUGGCAAAUGCAACCUUUGCCUCUGAACUGUUUGAGCCUUCACCAGCAGAGUCUCCUCCUGUGGCACCUGUGAAACCAAUGAAGGCUCAACAUCAUGCUUCUUCCAGUCACAGUAAAGCUGAAAGGCAUUUAGAACUGAACAAUAACCAUGAACAUGGUCCAGGGAUAGAAGUGGUAAAGUGCCAAGAACGUAUCCCCAUUAAAGAUGAUGACGAGCAGGCCGACAAGCUGGAAAGAAACAAUGUGGAAACCAUCAAUAAUACUUACUAUGAAGAUGCAGAGAGUAGAAGAACAUCAGAAGAUAGUAGCAGUAUGCCAGAGGAACGUCUCCCUUCAGGUUCUCUGCAGUUAGCAGCAGAAAUGCAGGACUCAGUAAUGUUACAAGAAGAGGAAGAGGAGGAGGAGGAAGAAUUGGAGACUUUUUUUAGUUUAAUGAGCCACAGAUUUUGUGACAUCAGAUUGGAAGAAGAUAACUUUAUACCAACAGAAUACUUUUUGGAAUCGUGUUAUGCAAUUGUUCCAGUAUUAGAUAAAUUGGGGCCAACUGUAUUUGCACCUGUUAAAAUGGACUUUGUUGGUAAUAUUAAGAAAAUAAAUCAAAAGUACAUAACUGACAAAGAGAAGUUCACCACUCUGCAGAAGAUAGUAUUAGAUGACGUGGAGAGGCAUUUAGCACACAUCCGGAAUUCUGCUACAGAAGCUCUUCUCUGGUUAAAAAGGGGUUUAAAGUUUCUGAAAGAAUUUUUGGAAGAGGUGAAGAAUGGAGAAGUGAAUAUUCAGGAAGCACUUAAUAAUGCGUAUGGCAGAACGCUCCGACAGUAUCAUGGCUGGGUUGUACGUGGAGUUUUUGCACUUGCCCUAAGGGCAUCUCCAACAUAUGAGAAUUUUAUUGCUGCAUUAACAGUAAAUGAAGGUGAUGAACAAAAGGCAUCAUUUUACAGAACAAUGCAGAGAGAUCUUGGCAUUUAUCUGCCAGCCAUGGAAAACCUUUUAGUCAUAUUGGAUGACUUUUAUGAUCAAUACAAUCUAGAAUCGGAGGAAGUAGUAUGACUACAGUGAAACCUGCCUGCCAAACUUUAGCUCACCUCUCCCAAAAAACUCUGCAUUUGGCAAAUAUGUUUACCUAUAAUAGGGAAAGCCAAAGGGGUCUGUAGCAACACACUUGCUUAUAUGCAAUCUUCCAGAAGACUUUUUUUUUAUUAGCGUUGUAACAUGUAAUGUUAAUAUAAUACAAGGACUAACAUAAACUGUUGGAUGCAGUUGGCCCUUUUUGCACAAUACCUCUUCCAAGCUACUUUCUUAAAUGUAGCCAGUUGAUUUCAAGAACACUAAUCAAAAGAACGGAAGAUGAUUUUGUAUUAUUGUAAUAUAUACACAUUUGGUGCUUUUAUUUUAUUUGUAGUUUUGAUAACUUAUCUGAUAUUUUAUAUAACCGUAAUAAAUGGUGGUUCAUGUAUUUGUUUGAAACUGCUUUCCUUUAAAGUUUAUGCCAUUUUUUUUUUUUACUAAAAAAACACUUGCCAAUUUUUGUUCAUUGUACUUCUUGUUUCACUAAUAUUUGAAGUGACUACCUGCCCUGUUAUAUAAAUGAGCACAGAACCAUUAACAAUGGACUGGUUAUCCAGAUUAGUGGCAUACAUGCACAUGAAUUCUAAAUGUUCAUAAUGACACCCUGCCCAGAAGUUCCACAGCUUAAAAAGUGGGACCUCAGAAGUGCAAGAGAGAAAGAGGUCUGUAGACCUCAAAUAUCGAACAUUUUCCAUUUUGGUUAUGGUGACCUGAGAGAGAGAUUAUUAACAUAAAAAGUUAGCAAAGUAUUUAACAAUUUAAUUCAUGAAUUAUUUAAAAAAAAAAUACUGCUUAGGGUUGUUCAGCAGUAUCACAGCCCAGAAUGUGAUGCACCUUUACCUGUAACAUGCUUUAUGGAGAGUCUGCAGGAUAAAAACAGGGACUGAUUUCCAUUCAGUAUUUAUUCUGGAGCAUUUCUCCCCGGGCCUCCGCUGAAAACAGGAUCUGUGGAACCUAGUCGGACUUUCCCGGUCAACAAAUGUUAAAUUAAAAUUUGAUUAGAUAGGUAGGAUUGAUUUCAGAAUGUUUUGCUUUCAUGUAAAGUACAUUAAGCUUUUGAAGCCCUUCAUCUGCACAUUACCAAAAGUUCUAUAGCUCUUUGUGCUCGAAAAAGCCAGUUAAAAUUAUUUUGGCAUCUGUUGUGUUUGUCUAUGUAUAUGUAUUAAAUGUGUUCCUCUUUUGAGACAGAA
Protopterus annectens (West African lungfish) is the source of this 3076-nucleotide messenger RNA. It is a transcript of the gene PLEKHA8, whose product is annotated as pleckstrin homology domain containing A8. Gene Ontology annotation, cellular component: membrane; cytoplasm; cytosol. Gene Ontology annotation, biological process: ceramide transport; intermembrane lipid transfer. The transcript is spliced from 14 exons. Gene Ontology annotation, molecular function: ceramide 1-phosphate transfer activity; ceramide 1-phosphate binding. Lineage: Eukaryota; Metazoa; Chordata; Ceratodontiformes; Protopteridae. The record is from RefSeq and is a predicted model, not a curated record. Bases 306 to 1868 code for a protein of 520 amino acids.